Messenger RNA from Talaromyces marneffei, 3615 nucleotides. RefSeq lists its product as uncharacterized. Bases 1 to 3615 code for a protein of 1204 amino acids. The record is from RefSeq and is a predicted model, not a curated record. The transcript has 6 exons. Lineage: Eukaryota; Fungi; Ascomycota; Eurotiomycetes; Eurotiales; Trichocomaceae. Gene Ontology annotation, cellular component: cytoplasm. Gene Ontology annotation, biological process: signal transduction; actin cytoskeleton organization.
AUGCCCGAUCGAACCUUACCCGACAUUCUUAUGCCGGGCAAUGGCGGCUCUGCGAGUCCUCGGCCUUGGGGAAAUGGUGCAGGAUCAAAUUCACAAACAAACUCGCCCAUAUCUCCCAUUGAAGGACACUUACCAUUUGAACGAGCGCCUCCAGGCGGUACUCCGUUAGCGAACGCCGCUCCUGCGCCCUCUGCACCUGCACCUCCUGCACCUCCUGCGCCCACAUAUCAGCCAGACAGCCGUGUUGGAAGAAAUCCCUCCGAUCCCGACGGACAAGAGUUUGAUGAACAGCGUGACAUUUCAGCACCAAGGGAAAGGUCUCGACCCAAUCGACGGACCUGCAAGAAGUGCGGUGAACCUCUGACCGGACAGUUCGUGCGCGCUUUAAACGGGACGUUUCAUUUGGAAUGCUUUAAAUGUCAUGACUGCGGAAAAGUCGUUGCUUCCAAGUUCUUCCCCGUCGACGCCGAAGACGGUAGUGGACAAUACCCAUUGUGUGAGACCGAUUAUUUUCGAAGACUGAAUCUCCUGUGCCAUGAGUGUGGUGGUGCUCUAAGAGGCUCCUACAUCACAGCCCUCGAUCGCAAAUAUCAUAUUGAGCAUUUCACCUGCUCCGUCUGUCCAACAGUCUUUGGUGCUCAAGACUCCUACUACGAACAUGAAGGAAAUGUAUACUGUCAUUAUCACUAUUCGACCCGAUUCGCCCAAAGGUGUAACGGGUGUCACACCGCGAUCCUCAAACAGUUCGUCGAAAUCUUCCGCAAUGGCCAGAACCAACAUUGGCACCCGGAGUGCUAUAUGAUUCAUAAAUUUUGGAAUGUGAGGCUAGCACCGGCCGGUCAACUUCUCGACAGUUCCACAUUAGAUAAUGAAGCAACAGAAGCUGACCGUGAAAAAAUCCGCAAACGGGAAGAACAAAUGGAAGAGAAGGUGUACAAAAUUUGGAGUAUUCUGUCGACAUUUGAGGAAUCUUCGGCUGCUUGCAUCUCCGAGAUGCUUCUCCAUGUCAGCAAUGGGGCUUACGUGGAUGGAGUUUUAGUCGCCAAAAGUUUCAUUUCGCAUGUAGAGAUUCUUUUUGCAGCCAUCGAUAUGUUGGCUACUUUGUUGAAGGAGCAGGGCUUGAAAGAUCUAUCAUAUGCGCGCGAGGCAAAGCUGUUAUGCAAGAAAAUCGUCGCUUUCUUCUCGCUUCUAUCAAAGACACAAGAAACUGGAGUGAGGAAGCUGGGCGUAACACAAGAACUUCUCUCUUUAGUUACUGGUCUCGCCCAUUACCUUAAGCUUCUCAUUCGCAUAGGUUUGCAAGGUGCUUUGAAGCUCGAAAGAGAAAAGGAUACAGUUCAAGGCCUUUUUGGAUUCCUGAACCAUCUCGAGCACAGCCUUCAAGGCCUCAAACUCGCUGAAGAAGGACCGACAGAUCUUAUGGCUGGUGUCACUGUUUUGGCGGAUCAGUACUCUGAUUGCUGUACAGCAUGUAAAGAACCUAUCGACGACGCGUGCAUCAUACUAGAUGACAAGAGAUGGCACACCAAGCCCCCUCACCUUGCUUGCAGUCAUUGCCAAAAGGAUCUUACCGUGGAUCUUCCCGAGGCCGUGUGGAGUGAGAAGGAUCAGCGUCCCUAUUGCAAUAACUGUGCUUUUAGUCUAGGACGAGCACCGGAUGCCCAAGCCGGAUUCAAGAACGUCACCAAGCUUGUCCAGUACGUGUUCUUACUGCAGGUCGCUCUUGCCAGGCUUCUCUCCGUAUUACGAUCUAGUGGUACCCUUCCCCACAGUACAGACGAUCCUAAUCUUAACGACUACGAUGCAAAUGAAGGCCAUCGCGUGGAACCCUCUGCUGGAUUAACAGCAGCCAAUCCUAGAGCAGCAAACACCCGCUCACGGUCUUUUACGGGGGCUUCCAAGAGUGAAGAGUCUUCAUCUCUAGAGCAGACUGUUGGUGAGAUGCGUCGACUGAGGUCUAUUCGCAAUGAAAGAACCUUGUCUACUACUUACAAGAGAGCUCGAGCAUCGAGAAUCAUUGACGGCCCCCAAGGAAGCAGUGUGCGCCCGGGAUCUUCAGGUGGCGAUGGUACUGAUCCAAGGAAUCCUGGUUUUCAAAUUAUUGAAGAGAAAGAUUCAAAUGGAGAACCAGUGAACGAGUUACAUUUUGGUGCGCAAGAUGCACUGACUUUGGACGAUAUCCCUCGGAUUGUAGCAGCUGAACAAGCCAAAGAGCAGCGACCUAACGCGUCGAGAUAUGCUGGGACUAAUCUCGUCGGUGCGGACGAUUACCAGGCUAGGUUUGUUCCAGGUCAUCAACGAGAAGUGUCUGGCGGUCAAGACCAAAUUCCUAUUGAUGCUACUGGAAUGAAGGCGAAGAAAUACUUUUCAGAACUAUCAGCUCUUGAGUAUUUUAUUGUCAGACAUGUUGCGGUGCUUUCCAUGGAACCACUUUUGGAAGGUCACUUUAAUCUGGAGGAGCUGCUGUCGUUGAUCGAGUCACGCAAGCCUACUGUUUGGAACCUCUUUGGACGUGCAUUCAACAAGGAGGGCAAGAAGGUCGGCAAGAAGAAGGGUAUCUUCGGUGUCAGUCUGAACAGCCUUGUCGACAAAGAGGGUGCCGAAUCCACACAUGGAGUUGGUCCAGGUGCUCUACGAAUCCCUGUUCUUAUUGAUGAUGCUGUAUCGGCAAUGCGUCAAAUGGACAUGUCGGUGGAGGGCGUUUUCCGAAAGAACGGCAACAUUCGACGAUUGAAGGAGCUCGCAGAGCUGAUUGACAACAAAUACGAACAAGUCGACCUCAAUAGAGAGAGUCCAGUCCAGGUGGCCGCUCUAGUGAAGAAGUUCCUUCGUGAGAUGCCAGAUCCUCUUUUGACAUUUAAACUCCACCGUCUUUUUGUUAUUUCACAGAAAAUUGCGGACGCUGAAAAAAGGAAACGCAUAUUACACUUGACCUGCUGCUUACUACCCAAAGCUCAUCGGGACACUAUGGAGGUCCUCUUUGCUUUCCUUAGCUGGGCGGCUUCAUUUUCUCAUGUCGAUGAAGAGUCUGGCAGUAAGAUGGAUAUCCACAACUUGGCCACCGUCAUGACACCAAAUAUUCUAUAUCCAAAUACGAAAAUGGCCAGCAUGGACGAGAGUUUCUUGGCUAUCGAGGCAGUUGCUUCUCUAAUUGCAUACAACGAUGUCAUGUGCGAGGUUCCCGAGGAUCUUCAGUUGAUUCUCAACGAUACUAGUUUCUUCAAGGACAGUGCCGAUAUCACGACCAAAGAGAUUCUCAAGAGAUAUGGUGACUUUGGCAAGGGUGUUGUCGCUCAACGAGUAACGCCAAGUAUCGAAAACAGCUCCGGCUCUGCCCGUGGCAACAACACACCCGUCACUGCUCGCAUUGAAACCGAUCCUUCCCAAGCAGCAGCAUGGCAGAUGCAGAGCUCUGUACGACAUGUCCAAGCGCCAGGAGGGCCAGCGUAUACAGCAAUGCCUACCAAUCAUCAUGGCGAGAAUGGUGCACCAGAACAAUACCGCGCUCGAAGUGCUAGUGCUGGCAGUCAGAGACAAGCUAUGCCACAGUCCGAUGCGGAGCCCCUUCCAUACCGUCCUCAUCCCGGUACAGGUCCCAUGGGCGUAGCUGGUUAA